UAUUAUAUUAUUAACUAAAAAAAUCUUAUAGUAUUGUGUUUAUAUAAAUAAUUAACCACUUCUUCUUCUCUACGAAAACUUCACUAUAGCUAUACAAUAAUCAUUCUCUCAAAGUGACCAAGAAAAGACUAGGAGACAACAAGUAUAAAUAUAUCUAUAUAGAAAUUUUAAAUUAAUUUGUUUUUCUUCAUGGUUUUUAAUUUUGGUUUUGAAUUUUAUUAUGAUAUAUAAUAAUGAUGAUAUUAUAUAUACACAUCUUUUUGUUGAUCAUGUAAAUUAGAUACAUAUAUCAUUCAUUAUGCAAGAAGCUCCUUGUUUGAUCUCCAACAACAACAUUGGUUCAAGUACUACUCAACAUCAUCAUGUUCAUCCCAAAAAUACAUACAAUAUCUUUGUGGGUUCAUGGAACGUUGGCGGUGUUUCACCACCUGAUCAUCAUAUGGAUGAAGCUUUGAAUGAGUGGCUUCGCGCCAGUACUCAUGAUAAACCUGCUGAUCUCUAUGUUUUCGGAUUUCAAGAAAUUGUUCCAUUGAAUGCUCGAAAUGUUAUAGUGACCGAAAACAACAAGAUUUGUUCGAAGUGGAAUUCUUCAAUCCGAGCCGCUCUUAACAAAAACACAACAUCAAAACAAGAAGAAGAUGAAGAUAACAACAAUAAUAAUAAGUUUCAAAAAGUGUAUCCAAUAAAAAAUGAUAACAAUAACAAUAAUAAUAGAGGUGAAUUAUUUGGAUACCUUAUUAGUAAACAAAUGGUUGGAAUAUUCAUAAGCAUUUGGGUUAGAAGUGAUCUUCUUCAAUGUAUUAACAACCUAAGUGUUGCACGUGUUGGUUGUGGUCUCAUGGGUUACUUGGGAAAUAAGGGUUCGGUGUCUGUACGAUUUUUGUUGCAUGAAACAAGCUUCUGCUUUGUGUGUAGUCAUCUUGCUUCAGGUGGAAAAGAAGGAGAUGAGAGGCUUAGAAAUGAAAAUGCGUCUAAAAUUUUGUCACUCACCACUUUUACGUCUAGUAAUGCUCAUCAUCAUUUCCCACGAAAAAUUCUUGAUCACGACUGUAUAAUAUGGCUUGGAGAUUUGAACUACAGAAUUCAAUUGCCAGAGGACUUAACUCGACUUCUUGUAGAAAAGAGAGAAUGGGAUAUUUUAUUAAAAAAUGACCAGCUUAAAGUGGAAAUGAAUGAGGGACACAUAUUCGAGGGUUGGAAUGAAGGAGAAAUAAAGUUUGCCCCAACAUACAAAUACAAUUCUAAUUCUCAAUCUUAUUUUGGGACUCAUAAUCAUAAUAAUCUCAAUCAUCAUCACCAAAUCAAACACCAAAUUAAGAGGCGUGCUCCAGCUUGGUGUGAUCGCAUAAUUUGGUUGGGUAAAGGAUUGAAGCAAAAUCAUUAUGGAAGAAGAGAAAUGCAAUUGUCUGAUCAUAGACCUGUCUGUUCUUUUCUUACCUAUCACACUAAUUUAUAAUAAAUAUUUAAUUUAAUUAAUUAA
This is a messenger RNA of Cannabis sativa, 1480 nucleotides long. RefSeq names its product type IV inositol polyphosphate 5-phosphatase 9. NCBI's taxonomy places the organism in Eukaryota, Viridiplantae, Streptophyta, Magnoliopsida, Rosales, Cannabaceae. Gene Ontology annotation, molecular function: inositol-polyphosphate 5-phosphatase activity; phosphatidylinositol-3,4,5-trisphosphate 5-phosphatase activity; phosphatidylinositol-4,5-bisphosphate 5-phosphatase activity. Gene Ontology annotation, biological process: phosphatidylinositol dephosphorylation. The transcript is spliced from 7 exons. Bases 299 to 1456 code for a protein of 385 amino acids. The record is from RefSeq and is a predicted model, not a curated record.